This is a messenger RNA of Dermacentor silvarum, 3520 nucleotides long. Its product is annotated as low-density lipoprotein receptor-related protein 1B-like. Gene Ontology annotation, molecular function: protein binding. Gene Ontology annotation, cellular component: plasma membrane. The transcript is spliced from 32 exons. NCBI's taxonomy places the organism in Eukaryota, Metazoa, Arthropoda, Arachnida, Ixodida, Ixodidae. Bases 308 to 2923 code for a protein of 871 amino acids. The record is from RefSeq and is a predicted model, not a curated record.
UCUCAACGGGGGUCGGUGCACCACCGGCAGCGCGAGGCGGCUGCAGUGCAGCGUUGAUCGAGAACGCCGGCACCGGCGAAGAGCCCCCCAUCGCGACCCCAUCAGUACGCCGAACAGCGUGUCGUCAUCGCCACGUGACCAAAAAUUAGGUACAGGCUCAUUUACCGGCAGGGACCUCCGCACCCGGCCCACUCGGAAAGGACUGCCUCCCGUGAUCCUAUUCCGAUGCAGGGCUGCACGAGCCACAGCCGCAGCAGCGCAGGGGUCAUGCACUUGCGGUGGUAAAACGCCCUGAUCGUCUUUGACCAUGGUGACCAGCAGACGCCACCCGGAGGGCGUCUCCGAAUCCUUCAGGCCGUCGCUCGAGAGCUCGGACCCCGAGAGCAGCAGCGAUGCCUCGACGAACGAGGAGCGUAAGACUCCGUCGGCGUCCUUCAUCGGUGGCCUCGUGGUCUGCGUGGUGCUACUCAUCAUCCUCGUCCUGGCCUACAGACACGUCACCAAGAAACCUAGCGAAGCUGGAGCACUCCCGCACGACCCUCUCCAAAAGAACCUCGAACAGAAGCCGCAGGCCGAAUUAAAGCGAUCGUCAGCCAGAGGAGCGUCGACUACACCGAGGGCGUUCGGCUUCGUGAACAACGAUAAAAAGAAUUUGUCGAAAGAUUUCAAAGACGUUCCGCCUUCCAAGCAGGCUCCUGUUUCGUCCUACGACAGGCCAACCUCAGCGAAAGAAGCAACGAAAGGUAGCUGGGCAGUUCUUACAAGCUUAAUUACGUCAACGAAAAUUCCGGGUGAUGAUGGGACUCAAAGUAUACGACAGAACUCUCGUUGUGGCUCGGGCUGGCUGCCGUGCGCCGAUGGCAUGAGCUGCGUGCGGCCGGAUAGCGUGUGCGACGGCCAGCCGCAAUGCCCAGACGCGUCGGACGAGCGCGACUGCAUCCGGCUGGGUUGCCAGAAGGACAUGUACGCGUGCUCCGUGGAAGGCGUGACGCGCUGCCUCAAGCGGUCCCUGGUGUGCGACGGCGUGGCCGACUGCGACGACCACGAGGACGAGAGCAACUGCAAUCAGACUGUUCUAAACGCAAGGCCUGGCUUCUUCGAUGACAGCCCUCUGGACUUAGACGACAAGAAUGACGUUCCAGCUGUCAGGGACAUGGUCGACAGGGGCAACUCCUCUCUCUCACCGCUGAGAAAUGGGUCAUUCCGAACGACACAGCCCCGGGCUGGGGGAGGCUUCGGCUUUGUGGGGAACUCCACGAACGGCACAGAGACGCGUCCCCCGCCACCGGUGCCUGUGGAUGGCAAAUGCCGCCCGACAGAGUUCUCCUGUGUUGCGACCAAGACCUGCGUGCCAGCUCAAUGGAGGUGCGACGGCACCGCGGACUGCGAAGACGGCUCGGACGAAGUCAACUGCACGCGGCGGGUAUGCCUGGAGCCGUUCGUGAGCUGCGGCGACCAGAGCAGCUGCGUUCUUAAGAAAAAGUUCUGCGACGGCAAGUUCGACUGCAACGACCACUCGGACGAGCUUGGCUGCACGCGCUGUGCGCCGCCGCUCAUCAAGUGCGCCACGGUGAACCGCUGCAUCGACAAGGCGGCCGUCUGCAACGGCAUCAACGAAUGCGAGGACCGCUCUGACGAGCAGAACUGCCGACCGCGGAAGUCUGUUCUAAACGGAAGGGAUGGAAAAACAGGGCACGUGGAUGACUGCCGCAGCCGUGAGUACACGUGCAAGACGUCCCGCGAGUGCAUCCCUAUGCGUUGGCUCUGCGACGGCAGCGAAGACUGCGAGGACGGAUCGGACGAGGAGAUGUGCCCCAGUGCGCGCACCAACCAACUGGCUGGCCUUCGCCGUCGAAAUGGCCACGUUCCCCGAAAGCGAUAUUUCAUUAUCGACGAUAAGGGAAACAAUCUGCCUUUCCGCAGUGCUGGCAGUUUCAUACCUGACGAUAAAGGAAGCCUGCCUUUACACAAUGCUGGCAAUUCCAUACCUGUACAAAACUCGCCGGUGUUCAUUCCGGUAAACAAAGGACCCAGCUCAGGAAAGACUGGCGAACCAUUGGAUCCGGUGGAAUACGAAGAAGUGGACGACGACAAGUUCCACGAAGAGGAGGCCGAUAGCGCGCUGCACAGCGACGGCAAAAAGGCCCACCACCGCGUAGUUGAGGGCAACGCCGAAGAGGACGACAUUUCGGAUUACCACGUGGGCGAGAAGGAAAAGAAACAAGAGCCGGCCAAAUUCAAGACUGCCACAUACCGGCCCGAGCCGUGCAAGGCGGAUCAAUUUCGCUGCGUGGACAACGGCGAGUGCAUCCCCAUGAAGUGGAAGUGCGAUGGCAACGAGGACUGCACCGACGGCUCGGAUGAGAAGAAAUGCAAGAAAGUGUGCGAGCCAGCCGAGUUUUACGCAACCUGCGGGGAUGGCGUGACGUGCAUACCGAAGACGUCGGUCUGCGACGGCGUAGUCGACUGCCCCGACAGGUUUGACGAGUCCAACUGUUCAAAAGGGGUCACUCCUAAAAUCAAUGCCUUGAAGGGUCUUUCUGUUCCCGAAGAAGACCGCCUGAAAUUCCCCGACUGCCCCGCGGACUACUUCAGAUGCAAGACGGGCGGAAAGUGCAUCAUGAAUAUCUUGGUGUGCGACGACGAGGAAGACUGCAACGAUGCCUCGGAUGAAAAGAACUGCGAUCCCCACUGCGGCACCACCACUGUCGCUUCACAUUCCGGCUCUACUACUGGAAGCGGCCCCUGUCCUUGGUACAUCCCACACGGUUACGACUGCAAUGAACUUAAAUGUGUGGCAGACGGUGAAAACGAGAACGUUCUCAUCGCUGAAGUUGUUGGCUAUCGUCAUCAAUAUAAUGUUUCGUUGAACCAUAGACGUGCUCACUGUCUGGGCGUGCUUUCGAGAUAUUUCAUUGCAUAGAUUAAAUUAUAUUGCAUGGUUACAAAUUAACUUAUGGUUCCGUUUUUUUAUAUACCCUUUGUCAUUUGCUAUGGCGACAACGUCCGGAGUUUCUAAUAGCAAAUGUGAUGCGGCAUCGUUCCUCGUAUUUGCGCUGUAAGCAAACAAAACAGUGUUGACUGAUCACGGAGUGAAGCUUAUAUGCACUGACACAGAUACUCCGGCAGUCAAACAUGUACUGAAACUUUCGCGAUUGAGUACAUCUAUUUGUGUAUGAAGUCUGCGCGCACUUGUGUAUUUGUAUGCGCUUAUCACUAGCUCAUCAUAAUGUUACGGGAAGGAAGAAGCAUGCUAGUAUUUACAGAUGGGUUUUAUUGGCUGCGUAGAGAAGCGAAAAACCAGAAUCUUCUUCGUCGUCUCCCAGGGCACCAACCAUGUCCUCUUCUUUCCACAUUACAUACUGUGACAUUACCCCCGUCGGAAGAAGCACCUUACCGGCGCGACUCACUGGUUCCAGGAAAGAACGGUUUGAGGCGGCUGACAUGGAUGAUGUCAGAUAGAGGUGAAGGCACGGUAGCAUCCAGUAGAAACACUUCAUUUGUGACAGGCGUCAGCUGG